Molecule: messenger RNA, 1440 nt
Organism: Ostrinia furnacalis (Asian corn borer)
Lineage: Eukaryota; Metazoa; Arthropoda; Insecta; Lepidoptera; Crambidae
Product: protein zerknuellt 1
Exons: 3
Coding region: 97-1305 (402 amino acids)
Biological process (GO): regulation of transcription by RNA polymerase II
Cellular component (GO): nucleus
Molecular function (GO): DNA-binding transcription factor activity, RNA polymerase II-specific; RNA polymerase II cis-regulatory region sequence-specific DNA binding
Source: RefSeq, a predicted model, not a curated record
GAUCCGUUAAAGAUGAUACAAAGAUACCCGCAAAAUUUAUAAGUAGUGCUUCCCAACUGGUGCUGAGUGGUGCAAAGUAUUUUAAUUUAUUUCAAAAUGUUUUCCAAUGUAUUGAUGACCGCGUUGACUCCGCUGUGUAAUACAGAUGAGAAUAGUAGCUGGCAAAAUCGACCAUUUACCGGCGACUGGCCUGAAAACCAGCAAACAUUUAACACAACACAGAUGAUCGCCGAACCAAGAAAUCCAGUAAUUAAUAGAACUAUAAAGAAAAAAAAGCGACACCGUACCGCGUUUAACACGGAUCAAUUACUAGCAUUAGAGCAUACGUUUGCCAGAGCAAAGUACAUUACUGGAGAUAUGCGCAGUGACCUUGCCAAGUCUCUCAAUAUUGGAGAAAGAUGUAUCAAGAUUUGGUUCCAGAAUAGAAGAAUGAAGGAAAAAAAGGAGUCUUAUGAAUCAAGCGACGGUUCUGAAACAAGUAGCGUUAUGGAGGAAUUACCAGUUGGAUUACCAACUCUCCAGGAAAUCGCUAAUGGCAACACUGUUCCUCAAGUCCUGCCUUAUAACCAUACGUACUCCCAAAUAGGAGCGGUAGGUGAUAAUCAAUUUUAUAUGAACCAGUUAACAGACGUUCUGAUGCAUGACUUGUCCAAUCAACUUUGUGACCGCUCUGAGAGUAAUCGUGGAGUCGCGGAGGACUCACCUACUGCUGAACCGUUUGCUGAUGAUAGGAGUACUUACCCUACAUCUUACUUUCCUACGUUGGCAGACUAUUUUUCGGGAAGAAGCUACCAGUAUGAUACGCAGCAAUACGAUUCUAGUAGCACUAUCAGCGCUGAAACACAGCAGUAUGAGAAUAAUGCCACUGAGACACAGCAGUACGAGCCUAGCAGCAUCAAUGCCACUGAAACGCAGUGGGCAGCUAGCAGCGUCAACAGCGCUGAAACGCAGCAGUACCAGCCUAGCAGCAUCAAUGCCACUGAAACGCAGUGGACUGCUAACAGCGUCAACAGCGCUGAAACGCAGCAGUACGAGCCUAACGGCGUCAAUACCACUGAAACGCAGUGGAGUGUUAGCAGCGUCAACAGCGCUGAAACGCAGCAAUACGAGACUAGCAGCAUCAAUGCCACUGAAACGCAGUGGAGUGCUAGCAGCGUCAACAGCCCUGAAACGCAGCAGUACGAAACUAGCAGCACCAAUCCCACUGAAACGCAAUGGACUGUUAGCGACUACGAGACUAGUGGCAUUAAUGCUACUGAACCGCAGUGGACCGCCAGCUAUUUUAAUUUUAAUUAUUUCCAAUGAGUCAAUACAUUUUUAUUUAUGAUAUUAACUGCGUUUUUAUAACGCAAUGUAAUAUUUUAUCAUGUUCCGCUUGUGACUAUUGUAAUUUAUUCAAAAUAAUAUUAUUUUUACUUACAACAAAUAAUAAAAAUAAUA